AUGGUUUUAUUAGUUUUUAACCUUUAAACGUUAUAUAUGCAUCCUAAUCAGUUCAAUUUGACGAGUUAAUUUAGUAAUAAGGAUUUGUGAGAAGUUUCCCAAUUAGUAGUACCAUGGACUAUACUAAAUUAUUUUCAAAGAAAUUAUUUGCAAAGAAAUGUAGCUAUCUGUAGUUUAGGCAGACCAUAGAUGUUAUCCUUUUCUGUGCUGUAAUGCCAAGAUGCAUUAUUAUUGACUAUUAAUGCAAAUAAACAUGUUUUUUAGUGGAGGUCUCAAAUAUUUGGGGAUUUUAGCUAUUUGCAGAGGCAGGAAUACAUAUAGAAAAGUAAAAAAAACAAGACAGGUGGAAAUAAAUAGCAUUGGAGAAAUGAAAAGGGUAAAAAAAUACAGAGGGAGCAUAAAACACACAAAAAUAUUUGAACGUACACAAAUAAAAUGUUAGAAAGAAGUUAUUGAUAAUAAAGCAAUUACAAAGGUUAAAGAACUUGAUGAAAAGAGAUGUAUACAUUUACUUCUGGCUGUCUAUUUUAAUUACCACCAACAUUUAUUUACUGUAUUUUUGUACAUUUAAUUACAUCUUUGAGCAUUUAUUUGUUUCUGUAUUUAUUCUUUUGUGGCAGUAUUGGUCCUCUAUACGUGUCCAAAUUAUUGAGUUAUUUAAAAUACCGUAGUAGAGUUAAAAGUAAAGUUUACUAAUAAAAAGAGUAAAUUUAGUUUCUAAACUUGACUCGCCUACUUUUACUUUGAAAUAGGAUAUUCAUCCGGAAGUUACGUAAUAAUAAUGAAAACCAUGACUCUUCCCUGUAGUCUCGGUCGCCUGUUGUAGUCCUAUCUCUGUGAGGCUUGUGUCCGUCGUCUCGGACGGUUUCUGAGGUCGGCUUGGGUUCGUACGUUCUGUCCGGAGCUGCUUCAGUUCGGUUCCGGUUCUGUUAGAGCUCCGCGAUGUCGGUUCUAAGCAGCAAAGCUCUCCAGGAGCAGCUCUCCGCCGUCCUGGGAGCGCUUACCAAGGCGGCGCUGGCGGAGAUCUGCGAGCUGGUGGAGGAGGGCUACUCGGUGCUGCAGCUGGAGAUCAGCCGGAGCCACAAGGAGAACCAGGACCUGCGGAAGAAGCUGCACCUCAUCGAGUCCAUCGUGGUCCCGGGCGGCGGCAGCGGCGCUGGGGAGAGCCAGGCGCCGGCCCCGGAGGAGAAGACCGAGGCGACAGAGGCUGCUGUCCCACCGGAAACACCGCACAGACAGCGGGACAGAGAGCUGGAGGACGCCGCCGGUGGAUCCGGGGGAGACGGAGGAUCCGCCGGGGUGGAGCCGGAGGAGGUUCCGGAUGUGGUUCUGAUUAAAGACGAAGACUCGGACGGGUUCGACAGCAUCGACGACGGAGAACGGAGGUGCCAUGAUGGCGGAGCGGCAGCCGCCAGCGAAGCCGCCCUCUUGGCUCGGUCCGUCCGCAGGCGCCGCCGCCGCAGUCGGCCGUACGAAGACGGCGACCCGUCGGCGCUGAAGUCAUCCAAACUGUCGGGCGGGUCACAGCAGAACGUCCCGGUCUACAGCCUGGACUCGCCCCGCAGCGAGCCGGGCGGCUCGGCGCCGGAGGACGUCCAGGUGAAGAUGGACGUGAAGAUGGACGCCUCGGCCUGCUCCUACCCGGACGUCCAGCUGGUCCAGGACUGCUCCCUGGCGCCACCGGGCCCCAGCAGGCAGCUGUUCUUCAGCAGCGUCGCCCUGAUGGAGUCCCGGUCUCCCUCCAACCGGGCCGACUUGGACCUGAACCCGUCCUGGUCCAAACAGCCCAAAGGCUCCAUGGCGUUCACCCAGUUCUGCCCCAACGAGAACCUGGAGGGCGACGUGUUCAGCCUGAAGCUGGUCGGUAUCGCCGGCUCCGCGGACGACCACAGCGCCGCAGCCUUCGAGUUUGAAAACGGCGGCGGCGGCAUGCUGAACUUCGGACUGUACGGAUCCUCGCCGGGCCAGCAGCUCUCCACCGCGGAUCCGGACGAGGACGCCCACAGGAAGCGCUGCGUCUGCUCCAUCUGCAACAAGACCUACGCCACGGCGCAGAACCUGGAGGUCCACACCCGCAUCCACACGGGCGAGCGGCCGUUCGCCUGCGACCAGUGCGGCAAGAAGUUCACGCAGUCGGCCCACCUGAGGUCGCACCUGAACGUUCACACGGGGGAGAGACUGUACGGCUGCUCGCUCUGCUCCCGCAGCUUCAUCGUCAAGUACAGCCUCAAGCUGCACAUGAAGAAGUGCCACCCCAACAGCUGGGUCCAAACGGGCCCAACGACUGGGCCCAAACGGCCUGAACCGGGUCCCAACUGGACCCAACAACUGAGUCCCACUGGGCCCAACAACAGAGCCUAAGCAGGCUGAACUGGGCCUAAUGGUUCGCUCCAGAACUUUGUUCCACUCUUUAAACCUUUUCCUUUCUAGCGAAGCGUUAAACAGCCAGAGGUUGUAAAUGAAUUCAGGAGCGGUAUCUCUUUAAGGUUUAAAACUACUCAUAAUCAGAUUUAGAUUUCUUUAAAACCAAAAUAUCAGGUCGUGAUUUUAAACCACCUCAACACGACUUUGGAUUUUUGCACUGGAAAAAAAAAAGAGAGAGAGAGAAAUUGGAGCUUCAGCUUAAAAAAUGUAGUUAAUUUGUCACAUCUAUUCAAAUGAUUGAAAAACUUAAUUUAUUAGCAUUAGGAAUGUUAACGUUUGAUUAACAUGACUUGUAACUAUUGAUGCUCCGUUCUGGUUUUUUGCUGCCGAUUCCAAUCCUGAUCACCAAUGAGGGCCGAUCACUGACGAUCAUCUGGGUUGGCUGUUAAUUUCUAUUAGAUCUGGCAAAAUGUCAAAAAUGAUCUGGCAAUAAAUUUAGACAUAAAACAUGCAAAAUACAACAGCUAUUCAGUCAAAAGGACAACUUGAGAUCAGUAAAGUAAUAUUUAACAGUCAGGCUCUCAAUACCAUAAAUUAUACAUGAAUCAAAUAAAUCAAAUUUAUAACUUAUAACAAAUUACAUUUUUUAAAAGUUCUUUUUUUCAAUGUCGGAGAAACGUUGGAAGAAUCAGAGAGGAAACUCCUUCAUGUUUUAAGAAGUCAGAGGAACAUAAUUUUAUUUAAAACUAGAUAUAAAACUCGUCUGGUUAUCAGAAACUCGUUUUAACGAGAUAAAAAACAGAUUAAUAUGAGUUUGUUAUAGAAAUGAGUUUCAUCUUGUUAAUUAGCUUUCUUAGGAUAUUAAACUCAAACUCAUUUUAAAUCAGUUUCUUGUCAGAGAUGGAAACAGAUAAACAAAAAUGUCUCAUAAUGAAAAACUUUCUUGUUUUAAUGAGAAGUUUUAUGUCCUUAUGGUGAGAAACUUCCUCAUUAAAACGAGAUUCUUCUCCUGAGUUUAUUUCCAGUUCUGGCAGUAAAACGGUUCCGUAGAUUUCUGCAUGUUUGUGUAAAACCACCUAUGAAUUUUAAUUUGUCAGGUUUUAAUGAAGCGCAGUAGCAUUUUUCUAAAUAAUGUAAAAAAUCUUAACGUUUUGAGAUGGAAUCAGACAGAUUAGGGCGGGAGGAAAUGAUAACCGUUUAAUCCAUGAAGUUUAAGGAUUUCAGACAUUUCAGGUAUUUAUGUUCUGAGGAGACGAAGAGGAAACUUUUUAUUUCCCCUUUUAUUCUGGAGCUGCAAAAUUUGAGGGAGUUUUUGUCCUUCUGGUGGGAUUGAGAUGAAUGGUGACCCUUAAUGUCCUAGUAAAAGAUUAUUAGGACCAGACUAGGAAUUCUGUUCUUCUUAAUUAGGAGAAUAAAGCAGUAAUUUUCUGAGAACUCCUAAAUAUUUUUUUUUACUCAAAGCACACAAAAAGUGGAUUCUGCAAAACACGUUCCCUUUAAGACAUCGGCAUUAAAUGAUCAGUAUCAGGACUUAGAAACAUUUCUGAGUCUGUUUUGAAUAAUCAGCCUGAUCUGGUCACAUCAGAUCUUGUUAACUAUCAAAGCUUUUCUCUCAUUAAAACGACUUUUCUUGUAAUUUUACAACAUUUAUCUGGUAAUAUUGCACCUUUAUUCUUAUAUGAUUGUAUUUUUGUUUAUUUAAAAUAUCUCUUAUUCUGGUCCUAAUACUUGAUCAUAAAACUAAUACUUUCCAACAGACUAAUAGCCACCAUCAUGCAGUACCACUCCUGACCACUAGAGGCUCCAAUAAACAGUGUUUGUCUAUUUUACUGCUGUUUGAAUAUUUUGUUCCCAAAAUACUAAAACAAUUACAUUUUA
Molecule: messenger RNA, 4242 nt
Organism: Xiphophorus couchianus (Monterrey platyfish)
Lineage: Eukaryota; Metazoa; Chordata; Actinopteri; Cyprinodontiformes; Poeciliidae
Product: myoneurin-like
Exons: 3
Coding region: 943-2361 (472 amino acids)
Biological process (GO): regulation of transcription by RNA polymerase II
Molecular function (GO): RNA polymerase II cis-regulatory region sequence-specific DNA binding; DNA-binding transcription factor activity, RNA polymerase II-specific
Source: RefSeq, a predicted model, not a curated record